AUGGGCAAUGCGGCCACCGGAUUCUUUGUGAUGUUCGCUUUAAUUGCCGGAGUUGCUGGAGCUGCCUCGGUUAUAGCUGGCGCCAGUCAUUUACAGUCAUGGACUACGGCGAGUCUUCCGGCAGCUGUCUCUGCAGCUACCAUUGCUUGGUGCAAGGAAAUUGAACUUGGAAUGAGAAAUGCUCGUCUAAGAACAAUGGAGGCAUUUUUAAUAAUACUUUCGGCUACUCAGCUUCUCUAUAUUGCUGCCAUAUAUGGAGUUAGAAAAUAA
Molecule: messenger RNA, 270 nt
Organism: Microthlaspi erraticum
Lineage: Eukaryota; Viridiplantae; Streptophyta; Magnoliopsida; Brassicales; Brassicaceae
Source: the annotation of a GenBank genome assembly